AUGAAUCAUGUCAUCUUAUUUUUGAUUGUGUUGUUUCUUUUGUAUGUUACAGUUGGUCAUCAGGCUAAGGACUGCCCCAAGGCUCAAUCCGUUUGCUACAACUGCAACCAAGAAGGCCACAUGAGCAAGGACUGCACUGAGCCCCGUGCUGAGAGACUUUGCUACAAGUGCAACCAACCUGGCCAUUUGUCCCGUGAUUGCCCCGAAGCUGGUGAUGACAAUGCCAGUGGUCCUGCCUGCUACAGCUGUGGCAAGAGUGGUCACAUUUCUCGCAACUGCCCCGAAGGUGGUAACGGUGGUUUCGGUGGUGGUCGCUCCUUUGGUGGCAAGACUUGCUACAACUGCGGUGGCUCGGGCCACAUUAGCCGCGAGUGCCCCUCUGGUCAAUCUGGUCAAAAGUGCUACAACUGCGGUAGCUUUGGCCAUAUCUCUCGUGAGUGCGACCAACCCCAACAGGAGAAGCUUUGCUACAACUGCCAACAACCUGGUCACAUUUCCCGCGACUGCCCCCAAGUUUAA
This is a messenger RNA of Lichtheimia ornata, 519 nucleotides long. RefSeq lists its product as uncharacterized. The record is from RefSeq and is a predicted model, not a curated record. Gene Ontology annotation, biological process: positive regulation of cytoplasmic translation. The coding region runs from base 1 to 519 and encodes 172 amino acids. Gene Ontology annotation, cellular component: cytoplasm. Lineage: Eukaryota; Fungi; Mucoromycota; Mucoromycetes; Mucorales; Lichtheimiaceae. Gene Ontology annotation, molecular function: zinc ion binding; mRNA binding; single-stranded RNA binding. The transcript has 8 exons.